GUUUUGACGUCGGAGCCGCGAACACGUGCGUAUUCAGCGCCGCAGUCUGAGACCGGCGUCGCUCGCGCCACACGCCUGCUACGGGCAACGUAUUUAGCCUUCGCAGUUCGCUUCGCGGAAUGUUAUCGUAGUUCGCGUCGCGUUCGCAGUUCGCACGCUUUGUAUUCCGAUCCGCGUUCACCGAUAGUGUUUUGUUUCCUACGUACCUACAAUGAAGAAGGGGGACUCGCAAUACAGUUUGGGACGGGUCACGUCGAGGUCGGCUCGGCUGCUCACGGAGAGCGUCUCGUCCGACGAGCCCGAAGCGGAGAGGCUGUUGAAUGUACAACAGCCUCCGAUAAUAGUUCCUAUGGGCAGUGGGCGACGACAGUCUCUCACCGCGCCGCCUUCCCCCACAGACUCCCGCAAAAAGCGUGAUCACCGCCAGCAUAAUUAUAUGAACCAUUUCCACCACUUCAUCCACUGGAGGGAUAUAUGGGGCGGCGAACCUCAGAGAGCUCAUGAGAGCCUCCAUCGCAGCGAGUCGAUGGUGUCCCUGGCCUGCUUCAAGACGCUAUCUCAACUGGUGAACAAUGAUGGCAACGAGCUGCAGAACUAUCUCGCUUCCAACAGAAACAUUAACAUUGACGACAGGGACGAAAAUGGCACAACAGCGCUCAUGUGCGCAAGCGAGAGCGGGCGCGUGGCGGCCGUGCGUGCGCUGCUCGGCGCCAGCGCGGACGCGUGCGCGGCGGACAACGACGGCUGGACCUCCCUCGCGUUCGCGGCGCGCGGCGGACACUUGCCGGUCGUGCGGGAGCUGCUCGACGCGGGGGCACACGUUGAUUCCAGAGACUGUGGAGGAUGGACACCUCUUAUGUGGGCCUCAUACAAAGGCCAUGAAGAAAUAGUUGCAUUGCUGCUGGAGAAGGGGGCUGAUGUGCAUGCACACGGCAAUUAUAAUAUCAAUUCACUAGUAUGGGCGGCGGGCAGACGGCACAGCGGCGUGGUGGCGCGGCUGCUGGCGGCGGGUGCGCGCCCCAACUCGUGCGACAAGUACGCCACGUCGGCGCUCACGUGGGCGGCGCGCGCGGGCGACGUCGCGUCAUGCGCGGCGUUGCUGCGCGCUGGCGCAGACGCCAACAACGCCGGCAUGUACUGCUGGACACCGCUACUGCAGGCCACGCACGGUAAUCAUUUAGAAAUCGUCCAAAUGUUGUUAGAACAUAAGCCUAACGUAAACGCCUUAGAUAAGGAUGGCUGCACCGCGCUCGCCAUCGCCUGCAAGGAGGGCUUCUUCGAUGUGGCCUUAGCUUUAAUUAAUUCAGGGGCCUAUAUUAACGUCCAGGAUCACUCAAAAGACACUCCAUUAAUCUACGCUGUGAAGGGCGGGUAUAAGAAUAUAGUAGAAGCUUUACUGAAGAAACACGUAGACGUAGACCUGCCGGGCAAGGAGAAGAAAACCCCGGUGUACACUGCCGUGGAGAAGGGCCAUGUCGCGAUACUCAAGCUGCUGCUGGCCUCCAAUCCAGACCUGGAACAUUGCACUAAUAGCGGUGACACAGCACUGCUGCGCGCCGUACGCUCGCGCAACGCCGAGGUGGUCUCGCUGCUGCUGGAGAGACGCGCGCGCGUCGCGGCUGCCGACAACCGCGGGGAUACGUCCUUGCACGUCGCAAUGCGGGCGCGCUCGAAGCAAAUAGUGGAAAUUUUACUCAGAAAUCCAAAGAAUAGCCAAUUGUUGUACAAACCAAAUAAAAACAAAGAGACGCCUUACAAUAUAGACAUGAGCUACAACAAGACGAUACUGGGUCAGAUAUUCGGUGCACGCAAACUGAACACUAACGAGGACAAUGAGAACAUGUUGGGAUACGAGUUGUAUAGCGCGGCUUUGGCUGACAUGCUGUCUGAACCGAGUCUCUCCGUGCCCAUCACUGUGGGACUGUAUGCCAGAUGGGGCUCUGGAAAGUCUUUUUUGCUCAAUAAACUUAAAGAGGAGAUGAAGAACUUCGCGCGGCAGUGGCGCGAGACGGGCUGGGCGUGGUCGUGGGCGGUGUCGUGGGGCACGUGGCACGUGGCGCUGAUCGUGGCGGCGUGCGUGGCCGCGGCGGGCGUGGCGCCGUACGUGGCGCUGGCGGUGCUCUUCGCCCUCUUCGCUGCCCUGUACCUGGUCUUCUAUCUGCUGUGGUACCUUGGCAACAAAUAUGAGUGGUGGUGGGCGGAUGGCAUAGUGGGGUCGCUCGGGAGACGGUUCGGUUCCCUCCUGCUGCUGCUGCAGGUGAUGUUCUGCCACCCGCCCGGACCCGAGGAUCCGAGGGCAUUGCCAGCUACACCCAUCAGAUUUCACUUCACGGAAGGUAUGAAGAACGGGGCGGGGCAGGAGGGCGAGGCGAUGGUGGUGCAGAUGAUCGGCAGCCUGGCGGAGGCGCUGGAGUGCCAGUACGGGCGGGUCUGCACGCGCCUGGCGCGCGCCUUCCGGCCGCGCCCGGUCUCCUCCACGUCUGGCUGGAAAUGGCGUCGAGCAUGUUGCAUUCCGCACAUAAUCACGUUCGAGCUGAGCUUCGUGUGCGUGCUCGUCAGCAUUUGCGUGCUCGUCAUAUUCCUCACUGACAAGGAUCCAUCGCGUGACGUGCGACAGGGGCUGGUGGUGGGCGCGUGCGCGGCCGCCGGCGCCGUGCUGCUCGCCAACCUGUACGCCGGCGCGCGCGCCGUGGCCGCGCUGGCGCUGCCGCCGCGCGUGCGCCUGGCUCGCCUCGCGCGCGCCAUACGCAAGGACCGCGCGCACGCGCUGGCGCUGCGGCCCGAGGUGCAGGCGCUCACGCACACUGUGUCGUGUUUGGACGCGUUCACGGGGCAACAGACGCGGCUGGUGCUGGUGGUGGAUGCGCUGGACAGUUGCGAGCAGGAGAAGGUUCUCGCUUUGCUCAACGCGGUGCACGCGCUGUGCUCCGACCCCAAGAGCCCCUUCAUACUGCUGCUGGCUAUCGACCCUCACAUCAUUAGCAAGGCAGUAGAAAUGAACAGUCGCAGGGCAUUCUCAGAAAGCAAUAUAGGAGGUUGGGACUACCUUCGGAAUAUGGUGCAGUUGCCAUUCUAUCUGCAAAACUCUGCGCUGCGGAGGGUGAAGUUGGCUCAGCAGACUGCAACGAGGCGCAUCCAAGCUUUGGGGGCAGAUGACUUCAGCACUUCACUACAAAGAUCGGUAUCAGCACGUCGCCUGUCGUCAACGUCGGAGCUGAUGUCGAGUCAGGAGCGCAUCAAGGGCGGCGCGCGGGCCGAGGUGCGCGACAGUCGCGUUGCCGAGCGCGCGCCGCGACUGCGACCGUCGGAGUCGGUGGCAUCGUCCGUCGCGUCUGGAUUGCAUCGCGUGCCUGCGCCUGCGGCCGGCGCGGCGGAUUUGGGCCGAGUGCUACUUACAGACGACUACUUUAGUGACGUCAAUCCACGCAGCAUGCGCCGGUUGAUGAACGUGCUUUACGUCACAGGUCGAUUGCUCAAAGCCUUCCAGAUCGAGUUCAACUGGUACCAGUUGGCGUCGUGGGUGAACUUGACGGAGCAGUGGCCGUUCCGCACCUCGUGGAUCAUCUACCACCACGAGACCUAUGAAGAACACAUCGACGACUCCACUUCGCUCAAACAUAUCUAUGAGAAAGUGAAGCCAUCAAUAGGCAGCCUGCGCGAGGCCACCGCGCUGAUGGAGCUGGACCGCGACGAGCGCAAGCUGGACGUGUUCCUCAGCUUCCACCGCGCCACGCUCACCGCCGCCGACCUCAAGAUAUUCCUGCCCUUCACCAUCAACCUCGACCCGUACAUCAAGAAAGUCAUCAAAGAGGAGCAAGUGCAGGCGGGCGCAGAGGACGACAUAGCGGCGGGCGCCGCGACAGCGCUGUCGUGGGGAAUGCAGAAUUCGCGACAGUCGCAUCCCAAACAGCUGCACAAGAAACAAGUCGCACAGAAAGUACCACCGGUCGCACAACCACCGCAGAGCACUGUGCAGGCGCCGCCCGUGUGGGUGGGUUGGACGAACCCGCUGGUGAAUGGGCCGACGUACCAGCACGUCGUACCCACCGAGUGUCCGAUGCCACAAAUCGUUCCCGCCGUCGCCAUCAACCCUGUCACGAUGUUGCGAACUGCUUUUCCAGGAAUGACGGAGCUGGCUUCGCUGCGACUGUCGACACUGAGUGUCGAGCGCGUUUGUCGCGUCGUGCAAGGCGCGUUGGGCGCGGGCGGCGGCGCGGCGGCCGCGGCGCUGCAGCGACACCGCGUGUGCGGCCUCGUGCUCUCCGUGUGCCACCUCAACGACCUAAAACCGAUACUAGAAUUGCCAUUCGGCGAUUGGGAGCUGUUCAAAAUGCUAGUUCUGAAUCUCCGUGAACUGGAAUCUGGAAUGCCGAUGAACCCGCCUGCUGUCACUGUACUGACGGAGAAAUCAAAUGAAACAGAAACUGAUUCUAUCAAACCAAGAUCGACGCUAGAACACCAACGCAGUAGACCCUCGAAUGUGGAGAAACAGCCUUUUACGGAGUAUCAGGUGACAUUGGAGGAGCAAAUGAUAUGCGGCGCGCUGCAAACACUCAACGAGGAGGCAAUGGAGGACGUACUGCAGUCGGAGCCCGCCGCGCCGACAGACGAGGCCGGCGAGCGCGCGCCCACCGUCAGCUUCAGCGUCGAGAACGAGGAGGACGACGACGGCCACAUCACCUUCACCGCCCGCCCCCGCGCGCGCCGCCCCGCGCGCCCGCGCCCCUCCUCGCUGCGCCUGCCCGACGACGCGCCCGAACCCGGCGACCCCGCGCGCCGCCUCUCCGCGCGCUCGCUCUCCGUCGAGGACUCCUCGCGCGCCUCGCCCGUGCUCGACCUCAAGCUGCGCAACCUACGCCGCACCGCCGACAUGCUGCGGAAGGUCGGCUCCGCCGAACGGCUCGCGCGGUUCAAGGACAAGAUACUGUCCCGCGGGCCCGGCUCGCGCGAGAGGAGCCCGCCCCGCGACGAGGCCGCCAGCGACGACGAGUCAGCCCCGCUGGUGUCGUCGCCGGACGCCGCCGCGCUCGGCGUCGACGCGCGCUCGCCUUCGCCCGCCUCCCCGGGGACGGCGCGGCCCGGCUCGGGCGCGCUCGGGGCGAGGCCGCUCGGCGUGGAGUGCGCCGACCGCAGUCCGCGGGACGGGACCGCGAGCGCGGACUUCUCGCCGCGCUCGGAGGUCACGGACGCGGAGUCGCCGCGGGACAGCGCGCCGGACUUCGACCUGCUGCCCGAGGGCAAGGGCGACGGGCGGCCGGCGGCGCGGGCGCACUUCGCGCGCGGAGCGAGCGACGGCUCGCUGUCGAACAUGAUGGAGCCGUACAACAUGCGGCUGCUGGCGCACGGCGCGGCGGACGGCUCGCGUGGGCUGUGGCGGCAGGACGCGCUGGACGGGGGCCCGCCGUGGCCGCCGCACGAGCCCGACUCCGCCGUGUGAGCGCCCCCGUCGCGCCUGGACACACCCGCGCCCGGCGGACAAGGCAGCUGACACGCUCGCGCCGCCGCGUGGCCCGCACGUACGGGCCGAUUGAAUGCAAUAAACACGAAUUUUAACCAGUAAAUCUCAGAGAGCCUGCCCAACGAGAUUGUAGCUACAUGAUAUUUAGGUUAUACCCGACAAAUAUCAUAUGUGCAUUUUUACGUGUGCAAAUUGUUUAUCUCCAUUUGUUACUACGUUAUACAAUAAUGUUAUCGUGAGCAGAUAGGUUCUCGUAUGUGGAAUUCUUAGUGUGUAGAAUGCGUACUUAAAUCAAGCACUUGGGUGACUCGGGUACAUACUCGUAAUAACAAUAAUAAAAUGCAUUUGCUUUCUAUUAAAAUUUCUCCAGAAUUGUGAUAUAGGUACUUAUUCUUAAGAAUAUGAAAAUAUACAUUUUUGAACAAA
This is a messenger RNA of Bicyclus anynana (squinting bush brown), 5884 nucleotides long. It is a transcript of the gene Arms, whose product is annotated as kinase D-interacting substrate of 220 kDa B. Gene Ontology annotation, molecular function: protein binding. NCBI's taxonomy places the organism in Eukaryota, Metazoa, Arthropoda, Insecta, Lepidoptera, Nymphalidae. The transcript has 27 exons. The record is from RefSeq and is a predicted model, not a curated record. Bases 212 to 5437 code for a protein of 1741 amino acids.